AUGCCGGGCUGCCGCAUCAGCGCCUGCGGCCCGGGGGCCCAGGAAGGGUCGGCGGAACCGGGGUCCCCAUCGCCGCCGCCCCGGGAGCGCCUAUUCUCCCCUCAGCCCCCGUCCCCAGCUCCGACCUUGACCCCGACCCCGGCUCAGGCCUCACCGCAGCCCGAAGUGGCCCAGGAGUCGGCGGGCUCGGCCGAGGGGCAGGAGCUGCAGCGCUGGCGCCAGGGCGCUAGCGGGGGCGCGGGGCGCACCGGGCCGGCAGGGGGCGCGGGCGGCGGCCCGGGCGCGGCGGCGGCGGCGGCGGCGGCGGCGGCGGCAGGAGGCCGCGCGCUUGAGCUGGCCGAAGCGCGGCGGCGACUGCUGGAGGUGGAGGGCCGCCGGCGCCUGGUGUCGGAGCUGGAGAGCCGCGUGCUGCAGCUGCACUGCGUCUUCCUGGCGGCCGAGCUGCGCCUGGCGCACCGCGCCGAAAGCCUGGGCCGCCUGGGCGGCGGCGUGGCGCAGGCCGAGCUCUAUCUGGCGGCGCACGGGUCACGCCUCAAGAAGGGCUCGCGCCGCGGCCGCCGCGGCCGCCCGCCCGCGCUGCUUGCCUCUGCGCUCGGUCUGGGCGGCUGCGUGCCCUGGGGUGCCGGGCGCCUGCGGCGGGGCCACUGCCCCGAGCCCGAUUCGCCCUUCCGCCGGAGCCCGCCCCGCGGCCCCGCCUCCCCCCAGCGCUGA
Lipotes vexillifer (Yangtze River dolphin) is the source of this 711-nucleotide messenger RNA. It is a transcript of the gene TRNP1, whose product is annotated as TMF1 regulated nuclear protein 1. Lineage: Eukaryota; Metazoa; Chordata; Mammalia; Artiodactyla; Lipotidae. Bases 1 to 711 code for a protein of 236 amino acids. The transcript has a single exon. Gene Ontology annotation, biological process: regulation of cell population proliferation. Gene Ontology annotation, molecular function: DNA binding. The record is from RefSeq and is a predicted model, not a curated record. Gene Ontology annotation, cellular component: nucleus.